AACAACCACAGGCCAUGGGUGGAAAUGGCAAACAUAAAUGAAAGGUUUCUUUAUAUUCUCGCUCAAAAUCUGCAAAACCCCAACAACAACAACCACCUCCUAGAGAAUUCCUUAAUCCCAUUUAUGGAUCCUCAAUGCCCGACCUUGUUGUUGUCUCCUAUAGCCACACCUUCGAGUGGCUUUCAGUCCAAGUUUACGGCUAUUUAGGCUUUGCCCCUACCCUCGAAGACGACACCCUACCUGAUUUUACCACAAUAAACCCCAAAUAGUAAUAGAGGAAGAAGGAGAGAUUCAUUUUGCUUUGUUUGGUCUACAUGUUAAAUUUGUGAGCGUUUGGAUGAUCCAAAGAAAGCGUGUAUGAUAAAAGCCUUAAAUGUCUUUUUAUAUGUUAAAUGAAAUAUAAUGGAAAAUUAGAAUUAUUUUUUUGAAGCUGUUGUGACACCCGUUUAAGGAUGUAAGUUUAUGAUUCAACACAAAAAUAGUAAAAUAAGAGCAUCUCCGUCAAAAUAAAACACUUGCUCCUCAUAUAAAUUUCCUUUUGUUUUCGCCGUCGCAUCUCCACCGAAGUACCAAGCACCAAACAUUCUGGACUGGUUCCUUCCAGCAACCAUAACAGACAACAGAGACGGUCUCUAUCUCUAAAUUUUGAAUCUUGGAAAACAGCUAGCCACGAAGCAGCUCGCAUGUUCUCUUUUAUGCAAAAGAUGCUUAGAUUUCAAAGGAGUUUCUCUGUUUCCCCCUGCCCUACACUUCCCUUACAGCUUCCAUCUCCAAUGGAAACCCAUCUUUGGUUUGUUGUACCUGAUGAAUUCAAGAGCGUGUCUCUUUUGAAUCAAUACAUGGAACUUCUAUCUCCAUGUGAGAAAGAAAAUGUUUUGAGUAUGCGUGGAGAGCAGCUCCAGAAAAGUGCCUUGCUUGCUCGUACUUUGGUUCGCACUACUAUUGCAAGAUAUCAGAUAAAUAAUCGUGUUGUUGAUCCAAGAUCUUUGAAGUUCAAGAGGAAUGUUCAUGGAAAGCCUGAGGUUAGUUUUCAUUUGUUAAUUCAGAAAGAGUGGGAAAGUGAUGGUGGUCAGUGUCCUUCACCAUUACACUUCAAUAUCUCACAUACGUCGUCCUUGAUAGCUUGUGGAGUGACUCUGAAUUCAUCGAUUGGAAUUGAUAUAGAAGAGAAGCAACGCAAGAUUAAAAACAAUAUCUUAUCUUUUGCACGGCGUUACUUCUCUCUCCAUGAAGUGGAACAUUUAAGUGCUAUUUCAGACUCUGAAGUUCAGCGCCAGGAAUUUGUAAAGUUAUGGACUCUCAAGGAGGCAUAUGUGAAAGCUUUGGGAAGAGGCUUCUCUGCGGCACCUUUCAAGACUUUCACCAUUCGCAUAAAGAAUGCCUUUAGGAGGGGCUUUGAUCAUGCUGAUGAUAUAGAAUCUGGGGCAUCUGAAGUAGUUGUUGAAUCUUCUGAUCACCAUGAGAGGUUCACAAACAACUGGCAAUUUGGACUCUUUGAACUGGCCAGUUCUCAUUAUGCUGCCGUUUGCAUGGAAAAAGAUAAAACAAGGGAUGCUGGGGUGAGUGGUCCAAUGAGAUUGACUGUACGGAAAACCAUUCCAUUCGUUGAAGAUGAGUGCAUUUCUGGAACUGAUGCAGUAGUACCUCUUGCAGGCUUGAUCGAGCAAUUUUGAUCAUAUACUUCCAUUUUUCUCAUAUUAUUAUUUUUAUUUGGCAUUGCAUGCGCAUUGUGGCAUAUUAUAUAAUCAGAAAAAAAAAAUUGAUUCGUUUAUAAAGUAGUGACCUUUCAUACGUAGUAAAGAUACAAGACAUUUGUACUGAUCUUUCGUAAAUUAUAAAGUCAUUUGAUUUGUACUCUAAUUCUGUUCUUUAUAACCCUUGUUUUACAUCA
Populus euphratica (Euphrates poplar) is the source of this 1891-nucleotide messenger RNA. Its product is annotated as L-aminoadipate-semialdehyde dehydrogenase-phosphopantetheinyl transferase. Lineage: Eukaryota; Viridiplantae; Streptophyta; Magnoliopsida; Malpighiales; Salicaceae. Gene Ontology annotation, cellular component: cytosol. The coding region runs from base 684 to 1673 and encodes 329 amino acids. The transcript has 7 exons. The record is from RefSeq and is a predicted model, not a curated record. Gene Ontology annotation, molecular function: magnesium ion binding; holo-[acyl-carrier-protein] synthase activity.